Messenger RNA from Dracunculus medinensis (Guinea worm), 444 nucleotides. The record is from the annotation of a GenBank genome assembly. Lineage: Eukaryota; Metazoa; Nematoda; Chromadorea; Rhabditida; Dracunculidae.
AUGUUGAUGCCAACGAAAAAUCGUAAAGCAAUUUAUGAAUAUUUAUUUAAGGAAGGCGUUUGUGUUGCUAAAAAGGAUUAUAAUUUGAAAACGCAUCCUGACAUUCCGAACGUUCCAAAUCUUCAUGUUAUAAAGGCAUGCAAGAGUUUGGCAUCCAGGGAUUAUGUAAAAGAGCAGUUUGCUUGGCGUCACCAUUAUUGGUACCUAACAAAUGAAGGAAUCAAUUAUUUACGAGAAUACCUCAGUCUACCUGCUGAAAUUGUGCCAGCAACUAUGAAAAACAAGCCAAAGGAAACUCGACCUGCAUUUACCGGCGAUCGUCUUGCUCGUGGUAGCGAUAGAGAAGCUUAUCGUGUAGCGGAAAAAGCGACAGAAGCUGGACCCGGUGCAGCCCCCGUUGCAGGGUAUCGUGGCGGUUAUGGUAGAGGUGCAGCACCUCUGUGA